Molecule: messenger RNA, 843 nt
Organism: Acytostelium subglobosum LB1
Lineage: Eukaryota; Evosea; Eumycetozoa; Acytosteliales; Acytosteliaceae
Exons: 3
Cellular component (GO): membrane
Molecular function (GO): palmitoyl-(protein) hydrolase activity
Source: RefSeq, a predicted model, not a curated record
UAUAGGAGUGUUGCUUUGUUGUUCACUGGUGUAGUAGGAUUACCUAUUAUAGCCUACCUAGCUCAAGAGAAGUUUAUUUAUUUCCCAGACAGAAGAUACUUCCUUGAACCAAAGAGCUGGGGCUUCAAUGACAACAACUUUAAAGAGUUGAUGUUACAAACCAAGGAUGGUCUUACUAUACACUGUUGGUUCAUCAAACAAAAGAACUCAAAGGGUGUACCAACUAUAUUAUAUUGCCAUGGCAAUGGUGGAAAUAUGAGUUAUGGACUACCAACCUAUUGGAGAUUGAGUAAUCAAGUAGGUUGUAAUUUAUUCGUUCUAUCAUAUAGAGGAUAUGGAAAGAGUGAUGGUUCACCAAUGGAGAGUGGUAUCAAGAAAGAUAUUGAUGCUUGUAUUGAGUACUUGAUGUCUGACGAAAGUAUUGAUCCUGAGAAGUUAGUUAUAUAUGGUUUGUCAUUGGGAGGUGCGGUAGCAAUAAACACGUCAAUGAGAUAUCCAGACAAGAUCAAGGCAAACAUAUUUGUAAAUACAUUCUUGUCCAUACCUGAUAUGAUGGAUAAUAUUAUGGGGUCAUUGGUUCUACUCAAGCCAUUGAUAAAGAACAAAUGGAUGAGUAAGAACUCAAUUAGAUCAAUUACAACUCCAAUACUAUUCUUAUCAGGACGAGAGGAUACAGUUGUACCACCUCAGCAUAUGGACAAGUUGGAGGAGCUGGCAAUCAACUCAUCUCAGAAGGAAAUUAUUAGAUUUGAGAAAUAUGGUCACAAUGAUACAGAGAACAAUGCUGGAUAUUCCAAACAUAUCAAAGAAUUCCUUAUCAAGGUGUUUGGAGAGUGGUCUCCU